Molecule: messenger RNA, 5534 nt
Organism: Parathielavia appendiculata
Lineage: Eukaryota; Fungi; Ascomycota; Sordariomycetes; Sordariales; Chaetomiaceae
Product: phospholipid-translocating P-type ATPase
Exons: 1
Coding region: 245-5113 (1622 amino acids)
Biological process (GO): endocytic recycling; post-Golgi vesicle-mediated transport; phospholipid translocation
Cellular component (GO): plasma membrane
Molecular function (GO): ATPase-coupled intramembrane lipid carrier activity; magnesium ion binding; ATP binding
Source: RefSeq, a predicted model, not a curated record
CACUCAUGCCCGUCAACUGGCGGCUCACCGGCCAGACCACUCGUUUCAAUGUCCGUUGCUUCUGUCCUGUCCAGCUCUCCUCACAUCUUUUCUCACUACUUGCUUCUAACUCCUGCCCUGAACCUCCGUCUGGCAAUGCGUGAUUGCCGCCGGACCAGCCUCUUUCUCAUCCUCCGCUAACACGCUCGCAUCCGGGGGGUUUGUGCUGUUUCGGACGGCAACUUCAAAGUUGUUGACUCGCGGCAUGGCAGGACGAAGCCAACGAAAUACCGCAGAGGUGCUACAGGAUCAACUCGACACUAUCGAAUUGCAGCGCCAGAGCGCAGGCCUUCCCUCGAACACCAGCGUGACGCAGGCAAACGCUCAGGAAGAUGGGCCCGAUUCAAUAGGGGAAUCUCCUUCGCCUCUGAGAACUCACACGGCGCGUGGCCCUGUCCGAUCACGCAGCUACGACGACAACGGGCAAUCGCACCAAUCGCACCCUCCCCAACAGCCCCAGCGACCGCGACCGUCACUGCAAGUAAGAACGGCCGAGCUUUACACAAUCCCGUCCCAAGUGCCUACCCCACAGUUGGAGAAAGAAAGGGGCGAUGGGCCGUCGACUGUCCCUGCGCGCGUGCGCACAGAAGAGCCGAGGGUCUCUUUGACCCGACCACGCCAGACGUUGGGCGAUCUGCGGGACACUGUCAAGGGCUCCAUCCACUCUGCCGGGAAGACCGACGCCAUUCCCCCGCAACGGAGGUGGGGUGGCCUCCAGGGGGGAAGCCGAAGUUCGCCCGCCGCCCGCUCAUGGGCAAAGGUGCAGAAGAUGGCAGAAAGCGCCUACAAGCGCUAUAUUGUGGAGGGCCUGUUGAGGCAGAAACCAAUUCCACCAAGUCAGGACGGGAGGCACAUUCCCCUCAAGCCUGGGCUGGCAAGACGGAAGCCCUUGAAAGACGAGCGGACAGGCCACGCGUACGUGACGAAUUUCAUCCGCUCUAGUAGGUAUACCGUCUGGAGCUUCCUGCCCAAACAGCUCGUUUUCCAGUUCAGCAAGCUGGCAAAUUUCUACUUUCUCGUCGUGGGUAUCCUGCAGAUGAUUCCCGGACUCAGCACGACUGGCACCUGGACGACCAUUGGACCGCUCAUCGCCUUCGUCGCACUCAGCAUGGCGAAGGAGGGAUACGACGACUACCGCCGGUACAAGCUGGACAAGCUGGAAAAUAGGAGCUUAGCUUGCGUGCUCGACCCCGAGGGCACCGUCAAGCUUGCGCCGAGGGCAGAGCGUCGUGUGUCCCGGCGCUUCUUCAGAAAGGAAAAAUCGGCUACAGGCGACGCAGGCACGCAGGUGCCGGAGCUGGAACCGGUGGACAUUGAAGGCGCAGAGCACGGAAGGUGGGCGAGGAUUGAGUGGCAGGACAUCAGGGUUGGGGAUAUCAUCCAGCUGCAGCGGGACGAGAACGUGCCCGCCGAUAUUGUCCUUCUUCACGCCACGGGCCCCAAUGGAGUCGCAUUCAUUGAGACAAUGGCGUUGGACGGCGAGACGAACCUGAAGAGCAAACAAGCCUGCCCUCUGCUGGCCAAACACUGCUCUUCGGUCGCAGGGAUGGCAGAGUGCGAGGCCGAAGUCGUUUCUGAAGACCCAAAUAUCGAUCUGUACAACUUCGAGGGACGCGUGACAGUCAACGGCGAGACCAUGCCCUUGACCUUGAACGAAGUCGUUUACCGAGGCUCGACCCUUCGAAACACUAGCCGCGCCAUUGGGCUGGUGAUAAACAGCGGCGAGGAGUGCAAGAUCCGCAUGAACGCCAACAAGAACGUCCGUGCCAAGGCUCCCGAACUGCAGUACGCUGUCAACCACAUCGUUAUUAUGCUCGUCUUCUUCGUCGUUUUCCUCAGUCUUGGCUGCACCGUUGGCUACAUCGUCUGGCGCCGCCACUAUGAGCAUCACGCGUGGUACCUUCGCCACGUCAGUGUGUCGCUGGGCCAGAUUUUCAUCGGCUUUGUCAUUGCCUACAACACGCUCAUUCCCCUGUCCCUCUAUGUCAGUCUUGAAAUUGUCAAACUGGGGCAGCUGUUCCUGCUCAGCGACAUAGAAAUGUACGACCCGGUCACGGAUACACGAAUGGUGGCAAACACGACGACGAUUUUGGAAAAUCUUGGCCAAGUCAGCUAUGUCUUUUCCGACAAGACGGGCACGUUGACCGAGAACAUGAUGAAGUUUCGCAAGAUGAGCGUCGCUGGAACGGCAUGGCUCCAUGACAUGGAUUUGCGGAGGGAGGCCGAGAAGAUGAAAGGGAAGAAUCUGACGCGCAAGGGGACGCAACCAACAGAAAAGCGGCACCUCGCAUCCGGGCCCAGGGUGUCAACGACUCGCGCCGGUUCCGAGAUGAUGGAAGAGCCCCUGGUCGACGGACGCAAUGCGGAGAGCGGUCGUCUUCCCAGGAUGAGCACGGCCUCGCGGUGGAAAUCAUCCGUUCAACCAGCCCAUGGCCAGCCCGAGCUCAAUACCGAGGAUAUGCUUCGCUAUCUUGCCAACAAGCCUCACUCGCAGUUCUCGCGCAAGACUCGCCAGUUUAUUCUCUGUCUCGCUCUGUGCCACACUUGUCUUCCCGAAAGGGGAGAAGACGGCGAAAUCAGCUUUCAGGCAGCCUCUCCCGACGAGCUCGCUCUUGUCGAGGCUGCCAAGGACCUGGGCUACGUGCUAGUCGACCGCGCUGCGCGAUCCAUGACAAUCCAGGUGCCCAGCUCCGGUGGUUCGACGACUACCGAGACGUACGAGAUCCUGGACGUCAUCGAGUUCAGUAGCAAGCGGAAGCGCAUGUCCAUCAUCAUCCGCAUGCCCGACGGCCGGGUGUGCAUCUUUACCAAGGGCGCCGAUAGCAUGAUUUUGCCCCGCCUCCGACAGAAACAGCUUGCCCUGCAGACAGCCUCGGCCGUCGAAAGGAGAGCAAGUAUGCGCAGGAGUGUCGAGCAGGAAAAGGCUCUCCGUCGCCUGAGUCUGCAGAGUCCCAAGCGUGACAGCAUGAAUCUCCAGAGAGCUCUGGACCGGAAAGAUAGCUGGCGCUUGUCUGCGACUGUUACCGAUGACGUCGGUCAUUGGCUCUCCAGCCGCGACACUGGCGGAGCAGUUGAGUCGCCCACGGAAGCUGAUGCCUAUCAGGCUCCGCGCCGCUCUCUGGCAGGCGGCCGGUCGAUGGAGCUCGCUCGUCUCGCGGACCCCUGUGAUGCUGUGAUUGAGGAGUCGGCCACGCUGAACGAGGGCGCUGUGUUCGAGCGCUGCUUUCAGCACGUUGAUGACUUUGCUACCGAAGGCCUCCGGACACUCAUCUUUGCAUACCGCUAUCUGGACGAGGACGAGUAUCGGAGGUGGAAGGAGGUUUACCUGCAGGCCACCACCAGCCUCGUCAAACGUCAGGAGCGCAUCGAAGAUGCCGCCGAACUCAUCGAGCAGGACUUUGAGCUUGCUGGGGCGACGGCGAUCGAGGAUAAGCUGCAGCAGGGGGUGCCAGAGACGAUCGACAAGCUCCGGCGCGCCAACAUCAAGGUCUGGAUGUUGACCGGCGACAAGCGCGAGACAGCCAUCAACAUCGCCCACUCGGCUAGAAUCUGCAAGCCCUUUUCCGAGGUCUACAUAUUGGAUGCGACGCUGGGCGACCUGCACGAGCGGCUUGCCAUGACACUGACGGACGUCAGCCGCGGCAUGGUCCCCCACUCGGUGGCCGUCAUUGACGGGCACACGCUCUCGGUGGUGGAAGACGACGCUGCGUUCCGCGUGCUGUUCUUCGACCUGGUCGCUAGGGUCGACUCGGUCAUCUGCUGCCGGGCGUCGCCCUCACAGAAGGCCAACCUCGUCAAGUGCAUCCGCCGCCAGGCUCCCUCGGCCGUCACACUCGCCAUCGGCGACGGCGCAAACGACAUCGCCAUGAUCCAGGCCUCGCACGUCGGCAUCGGCAUCUCAGGCCGCGAGGGCCUGCAGGCGGCGCGCAUCUCAGACUACUCCAUCGCCCAGUUCCGCUUCCUCCAGCGCCUGCUCUUCGUCCACGGCCGGUGGAACUACGUACGCAGCGGCAAGUAUAUCCUCGGCACCUUCUGGAAGGAGGUCGUCUUUUACCUCCUCCAGGCUCACUACAUGCGCUACAACGGCUACACGGGCACCUCGCUCUUCGAGUCCACCUCGCUGACCGUCUUCAACACCAUUUUCACCUCGCUGCCCGUCAUCAUCCCGGGCAUCUUUGAGCGCGACCUGUCGGCCGAGACGCUGCUGGCCGUGCCGGAGCUGUACACGUUUGGGCAGAAGAACAAGGGGUUCAAUGUCCCGCAGUACGUGGGGUGGAUGUUCAUGGCCGUCGUGGAGUCGGCCAUGAUCUUCUACUCGGUGUAUUACAUCUAUGCCGUGGCGUCGCAUUGGCCCGUGUCAGCCGACUUGUACCCCGUCGGAACCUUGGCUUUCUCGCUGGCGGUCAUGUUCAUCAACAUCAAGUUGAUGUUCCUCGAGGUGCACGACCGCACCCUGGUGAUACUGGGCGGCAUGGGGCUUUCGAUGCUGGGAUGGUGGCUGUGGAAUAUCUUGCUGAGUGCGCUCAUGCACCGGUCGAUCGGGUUGUAUGUGGUGCGGGAUGCGUUUGUGCAUGGCUUUGGCAGGCAGGGGAUGUGGUGGCUGGUGCAUCUCGUGGUCUUGUCGGCGCUGGUGGUGUUUGAGUUGGGGGUCACCGCCGUGAGGAAGUCGCUGUGGCCGACGGAUCGCGACCUCAUGCAGGAGAUGGAGCAUGCCAAAGGGGUCAAGGAGCUGUUGAGGGAACAUGCUGCGGACGGCGGUGAGGCGGGCAUCGUCAGUGCGGGGAAUGACGGAGAGACUGCUGGUGCGGUCAAGGGCGGGGAUGCUGCUUCGCUCAGGACGGUCACGUCGACGUCUGUGUCUAUGCAGUCGCCCCGUCACGAGGCGACCGUGCCGGGAUGGCAGAGGUGGGAGCCGCAGGGCCCAGUCUCGCAGUACGGGCAUAGCGCCGGGGGAACAGCUAGGAGGGCGACGGAGGAGUUUGCGCGGCCGCAGUUUACGCCGCCGGCUGAGGAGAGGGACAACCCGAUGGAGAGGGCGGGCACCAAGAUCCGGGACGGCGCCUUGGAAGAUUGAGCCCGACUUUCAUUACGACUUGACGGUAUAUAUUCAAUUUGGGCCUUAUAGCGACUCCUCUGGGUUUAGGGAUGCAUAUGUCUUUCUUGGGUACAUCGCUUUACUGGGGCAUUUCAGGGAGUAUAGGCGCAGCGGUUUAAGAGGCUUCUCCGCUUGGGGUAACUUUUGCUUGGAUAUCUUGUUUUGGAGUUCUUUCGCUACGGGCUGCUUGAUCACUGCCCUUGCGGGCGAGCGUCUCAUCACUUCGGGGGAUACCCGAGCAAGAGAAAAUACAGCGUGCUGCUUUCACCUUGAUUGGAGCUUGAGUUUGAUUCAUGAGUGACUAGAUGGGACCCUUUAGAAGCACAUGGGUGAACCUGCGACGGACUGAAAGAUACCAGAGAGAGUUAGGUAUAUAAUCAAACAGUACAAGUCAAAUGUC